Molecule: messenger RNA, 826 nt
Organism: Pistacia vera
Lineage: Eukaryota; Viridiplantae; Streptophyta; Magnoliopsida; Sapindales; Anacardiaceae
Product: agamous-like MADS-box protein MADS3
Exons: 8
Coding region: 83-826 (247 amino acids)
Biological process (GO): positive regulation of transcription by RNA polymerase II
Cellular component (GO): nucleus
Molecular function (GO): RNA polymerase II cis-regulatory region sequence-specific DNA binding; protein dimerization activity; DNA-binding transcription factor activity, RNA polymerase II-specific
Source: RefSeq, a predicted model, not a curated record
CAUUCUCAGCACCAUUUUUGUCUAAUUUCUUAAACAAGAUAUAAAUAUAUAAUAAAAAACAUCUCUAAGAAAAGUGCAAAAAAUGGGGAGAGGAAGAGUGGAGCUUAAGAGAAUUGAGAACAAGAUUAACAGGCAGGUUACCUUCUCUAAGAGAAGAAAUGGUUUGCUGAAGAAAGCUUAUGAGCUUUCUGUACUGUGUGAUGCCGAAGUUGCUCUUAUCAUCUUCUCUAGCCGUGGCAAACUCUAUGAGUUUGGUAGUGCUGGUAUAAGCAAAACCCUUGAACGAUACCAACGUUGCUGCUUCAAUCCUCAGGACAACAGUAUCGAACGUGAAACACAGAGCUGGUACCAGGAGGUAACAAAGUUGAAAUCAAAAUAUGAAUCUCUUCAACGCACACAAAGGAAUUUGCUUGGAGAGGAUCUUGGACCACUGAGUGUGAAAGAGCUGCAAAAUCUUGAGAAACAGCUUGAAGGAGCUCUUGCACUGGCUAGGCAGAGGAAGAAUCAGAUUAUGGUCGAGCAAAUGGAAGAACUUCGCAAAAAGGAGCGUCAGCUUGGAGACAUAAACAAGCAACUCAAGAUCAAGCUGGAGACAGAAGGACUAAAUCUGAAAGCCAUUCAAGAUUUAUGGGGUUCUAGUGCAGCUGCUGCUGCUGGAAAUACCAGCUUCCCUCUCCAUCCUUCACAUGAAAGCCCUAUCAACUGUGAACACGAGCCUAUUUUACAGAUUGGGUACACUCCUCACCACUUUGUUCCUGCUGAAGGAUCUUCAGGGCCGAAGACUAUGGUUGGUGAGACCAACUUCAUCCAGGGUUGGGUCCUUUGA